Molecule: messenger RNA, 816 nt
Organism: Exophiala bonariae
Lineage: Eukaryota; Fungi; Ascomycota; Eurotiomycetes; Chaetothyriales; Herpotrichiellaceae
Exons: 1
Coding region: 1-816 (271 amino acids)
Cellular component (GO): mitochondrion
Source: RefSeq, a predicted model, not a curated record
AUGAGCAAGUUACUCCAGGUAACCUGGGUCUGUAACUCCUGUGCACGCCAGCAAUUUCGCACCCAAACUGAAAAGAUCUCGACUUCUCUAUCCAGAAGAUAUGCUCAAAAGGACAAGAAUGACGCCUCCAACAAUUUACAGAGCGGAUCAAGAGAACAACGCCGCACCUUCCACCACAGUCCCGCAAUUCUCAACUCACCGCCCGACCGAUCGCAAGAACAAGCCCUUCCCCUAGGUGACUUCUACACCGAUCUCCUUGCGACGCCGAUACCCAAACCUGCACACCCAACCGUGCCGCUCCCCACGUUCGUGCAGUCCGGCGAUCAGUCAAAGGAAGAAAGAGCGAGGAGACUAUUCGGCACGAUGGAACGAUAUAGAAGUUCAGUCUCGGAGAGCCCGGACGCAACAUGGCGCACCAUCAACGGUGUGCCUAUUCCCCCGCGCCCUGAAGAGCCGGACAACUGCUGCAUGAGCGGCUGUGUCCACUGCGUAUGGGACGAUUACCGAGACGAUGUCGAGUCUUGGGCAAACCGACUACAUGAAGCGCAAGCGAAGGCACCGACGAAGAAUACGAUUGGGGAUUCCGCCAAGAUUGAGCUGCCCAGACCAGAGGUGAGUCAAGCGUCGGGUAGUAUGGAUGAUGAUGGCGGUGGAAGUGAAGGGCUUUGGGCUUCUCCUUCGCCCUCUAUGGCUGCGGCAGGUUCUACGGAUGGUGAUGAGUUGUUCCAGAGUAUUCCGGUCGGGAUUCGUGAGUUCAUGGCCACGGAAAAACGGAUCAGAGAUCGGAAGAAGUCAAGGAAGGGGAAGGAGAGCUGA